This is a messenger RNA of Sorghum bicolor (sorghum), 1754 nucleotides long. Its product is annotated as protein trichome birefringence-like 19. The transcript is spliced from 2 exons. The coding region runs from base 349 to 1569 and encodes 406 amino acids. The record is from RefSeq and is a predicted model, not a curated record. Gene Ontology annotation, molecular function: O-acetyltransferase activity. Gene Ontology annotation, cellular component: Golgi apparatus. NCBI's taxonomy places the organism in Eukaryota, Viridiplantae, Streptophyta, Magnoliopsida, Poales, Poaceae.
GCCCCACUUGGCAGUAUUAUUGAAACCGGCCGCGCACCUACUCUCUGCCUUCACGCGGCCACCGGCUUGGCUUGCUUAUUCAAGAGCACCCAAAAGGGCUUUCGGGCUUUCGCCAUGGAUGGAUAGCGCUAGCUAGAUAUCACUCACACAGCUACCGAGCCCCGGCCAUCACCGGCGGAGCGGAGGCCGUCGUCGUCUUGCUAGCCGGCGUGCCGAUGCUUGUCUUGCCCAUGAAUUGCUGCUAGCGGAGAGUAGCUAGCCGGCCGGAGAGAGAUUGCUAGGUAGCCAGAUAGGUGGGGAAUUGAAUCGGAGGUCUGGUGGCGGCGGCGGAAGGCGGCGGAUAAGAGGAUGAAGAAGCUCCACUGGUUGGUGCGGUUCCUGUUCGGGCCGGUGCCGGUCUACUUCUCGGCGCUGGCCAUCCUCAUCGUGCUCACCAACGCGCAGUACUUCGGGCUGGUGGGCGUCGGCGUGGCGCCGCGCGCCGCGAAGCUGGCCUCCACCACGCCCGUGGUCAGCGUCAUGAAGUACUGCGACAUCUUCCGCGGCGAGUGGGUGCCCGACGCCGAGGCGCCCUACUACAACCACAAGACGUGCCACAUGAUCCAGGAGCACCAGAACUGCCUCAAGUACGGGCGCCCCGACCUCGGAUUCCUCAAGUGGCGGUGGCGGCCCUCCGGCUGCGACCUGCCGCGCUUCGACCCGCUGCAGUUCCUGCAGUUCGUCCGCGGCAAGUCGCUGGCCUUCGUCGGCGACUCCCUGGCCAGGAACCACAUGCAGUCGCUGCUCUGCCUCCUCUCCCAGGUGGCGUAUCCCAAGGACCUGUCGGCGAACCCGUCGGACCAGAACAAGGUGUACCACUACCGGGCGUACAACUUCACCAUCAGCAUGUUCUGGUCGCCGUUCCUGGUGCGCGCGCGGGAGCCCGACCACGACGGCCCCGCGCACACGGGCCACUGGAGCCUGUACCUAGACGAGGCCGACGACAAGUGGGUCUCGCAGAUCUCCCGCUUCGACUACGUGCUGGUGUCGGCGGCCAACUGGUUCUCCCGCCCGUCCCUCUUCUACGAGAAGCGUCGCCUGAUCGGGUGCAGCUUCUGCAGCCGCCAGUACGGCGUCCCCGACCUGACGCUCUACUACUCGCAGCGCCGCGCGUGGCGCGUGGCGCUGCGCGCCAUCAACGACCUGGAGCACCUCCGCGGGCGUGUCAUCGUGCGCAUGCUCUCCCCCAUGUCGCACUUCGAGAACGGGACGUGGGACCACGGCGGCGACUGCAAGCGCACGCAGCCGCUGCGGGGGAACCAGACCACCAUGGAAGGCCGCGACCUGCACUUCUACACCGCGCAGAUGGAGGAGUUCCGCGCGGCGGAGAAGGUCGCGAGCGACAAGGGGCGGCGGCUGAUGCUCAUGGACGCCACGGCGGCGAUGCUGAUGCGGCCCGACGGGCAUCCCAGCCGGUACGGGCACUGGGCCAACGAGAAGGUGCAGCUCUACAACGACUGCAUCCACUGGUGCCUCCCCGGACCCAUCGACAUCUGGAACGACAUGCUCUUCCAGAUGCUCCUCGCCUAGUAGCAAGGAUAAGCGAUCGAUCGAACCAGCUCAACAAAUCCGUCGCCGGUAACCGUGCACAGAUUCGUUUUUUUUUUGUUUUUGCCUUUGGUUCGUUUUCUUUUUAAAGAAAAAAGGGUACAAUUUUGACAAGCAAGGAAAGGAUUCGUUCCUCCCGGAAGACGAGAUCAUCCGUUCGUUCCCCC